AUGAUAUUCAAGAGGUUAUUUUCAGUUACAAGAUCAUUGAAGGAUAGUUUGAUUUUAAUCGAGGGAUCCAAAGGUCAAAUAAACCCAGCAUCCUUAUCCACUGUCUCGGCUGCCACCCAAAUUGGUGAGCCGAUAACGGCAUUGGUAGUCGAUCCUAGCAUAGCUGAAGGAGCUGCCAAGGUGGAGGGCGUUACCAAAGUGCUUAAAACUGGAAAACCAUACGAGCACUACUUAUCUGAACAAGUGAGCCCCUUAUUGAAGCAAUUGAUCGAUGGGAAAUUUACCCACUUUUUAAUCUCUGGCUCAUCUGUUGGAAAGUCAAUUUUACCCAGAUUGGGAGCCUUGCUAGACGUACAACCAUUGAGUGACAUUACAAAGGUAAUUGACGGCAAGACGUUUGUUCGUCCCAUUUACGCCGGGAAUGCUUUAGCCACUGUUGAAUCAACUGAUGGUGUAAUACUUGCAUCGGUUAGAGCAUCGGCUUUUGCGCCAGCAAAGGAACAAGAUGCCGCUCCGAUUGAGGAAAUUAGUGCAGAGGCUGAAUCAGGAAAUAGUGCCGAGUUUGUUUCUGAGGAUUUGGUUACAUCAGAAAGACCUGAAUUGGGCUCUGCCACUCGUGUGGUUGCCGGAGGUCGUGGGUUAAAGAAUAGAGAGACGUUUGAUGCGUUGAUCGAUCCUUUGGCCAAAAAGUUGAAUGCGGCAAUUGGUGCAUCAAGGGCAGCUGUUGACUCUGGAUUCUGUGACAACUCCUUGCAAGUUGGACAAACUGGAAAGAUCGUUGCUCCUGAAUUGUACAUUGCAAUUGGUAUAUCCGGUGCUAUUCAACAUUUAGCUGGUAUGAAGGAUGCAAAGGUUAUCGUUGCUAUCAAUAAAGAUGCAGAAGCUCCAAUCUUUAAUGUUGCUGAUAUUGGCCUUGUUGGUGAUCUUGACACUAUAGUGCCUGAAUUGACUGAAAAGAUUUAG
Messenger RNA from Lodderomyces margitis, 963 nucleotides. RefSeq lists its product as uncharacterized. Gene Ontology annotation, molecular function: electron transfer activity; flavin adenine dinucleotide binding. The record is from RefSeq and is a predicted model, not a curated record. The transcript has a single exon. Gene Ontology annotation, cellular component: mitochondrion. Bases 1 to 963 code for a protein of 320 amino acids. NCBI's taxonomy places the organism in Eukaryota, Fungi, Ascomycota, Pichiomycetes, Serinales, Debaryomycetaceae.